This is a messenger RNA of Limanda limanda (common dab), 2184 nucleotides long. Its product is annotated as mRNA export factor GLE1-like. NCBI's taxonomy places the organism in Eukaryota, Metazoa, Chordata, Actinopteri, Pleuronectiformes, Pleuronectidae. Gene Ontology annotation, cellular component: cytoplasm; nuclear pore cytoplasmic filaments; nuclear pore. The transcript is spliced from 15 exons. The record is from RefSeq and is a predicted model, not a curated record. Gene Ontology annotation, molecular function: translation initiation factor binding; phospholipid binding; inositol hexakisphosphate binding. The coding region runs from base 4 to 2184 and encodes 726 amino acids. Gene Ontology annotation, biological process: regulation of translational initiation; poly(A)+ mRNA export from nucleus; regulation of translational termination.
ACGAUGCCUUCAGAAAGUUUACGACGUGAGACUCUGGAGGCUUUAAGAAACUCAAAGAAGGGAAAGAUAUCGUUCGACCCGCAUGGCUGGAGUAGAAUCGAUGAUAUUCUGGGCGGCUACAAAGAGACCAUCAGCUUGUCUCCACAAGCCGGCCUCAUAUUGGACCGUCUGGGUUCCUCACCCCUGCAGACGUCCUGCUUCCUGGACUCCAGCUCUGGACACUCCAGCCCCGGCCUGUCUGAGCAGACAACAGACUCCAUCGUGUCCAGAGAAUCAGUCUCUGACAUCAACGCUCAGGCGCUACAGGUCGAGUGUGAGAAGGCAAGUCUGUUCGUCUGUUUUGAAGAUGCAAAGGAUGAAGAUCCAGAGACAGACGACAGUGAGGUGUCCAGUCUUCUGCCUCCACCGGCCAUUUCCCUGCUGUCGCCCAAAGCCAUGGAGAUCACCGGUCGCAUUAUCAAGAUUGAGAAGGAAUAUAGAGAAAAGGCCCAGGUGGCGCUCAGACAGCGACAGGAGAUGCAGGAGAAGUUUGUGGCGGAGUUGGUGAGUUCAGGGUCGGAGCAGCUGAAAUGCUUCGAAGAGUUCAUGGAGCUGAAGCGAAGACAGGAGUUCCAGAGCAUAAGAGACAUGAUGGACAGAGAAUCCAAAGAGAGCAUCGGGCGACAAGAGAAGCUGAAGGAAGAGCAAAGACACAGAAUGAAGAUCCUGAAACUGCGACUGAGGGAGGCGGAGCACCAGCGUGAGUGCGAGGCCGAGCUGGAGUCAAAGUGGCGUGCCGAGCUGCAGCCGCAGCAGGCGGAGGGCAGAGAGAGGUUACAAAACCUCAACACCGUCAAGGAGGAGAUCCUGCAGCUCAACCAGCUGCUGGAGCCGUUUUACCAGACUAAUAGUGAACUCCUUCUGUCCAGCCUCAGCUUCUACAGCACCAGCAGGAACCAGCUGUGCUCAUAUGUGGCGGAGUUGGUGAGAAAGACGGCAGAGGGGGCGUUUCCCAGCGUGGAGGACGUGGCUGCUGCUGACCGAGCCCUCCACGAGAUGAGGGCGAUGAUUCUACUGCUGCAGGAGGAGGUGGCAAGGGUACAGGAACAUAAGAAGGGGGAGGAGGAAGCGCUAAAGAAGACCACCAAAGAAGCGGCUCGGAGGAAAGGUGAGAGGGAGCAGGAAGAAUUACAACAGUGUUCAGUUCAUAAUAUUUAUUUAAGAACUGUUCCUACAGGGCUGCAGAACAGUGCUGAAGACCGUACGUUGAAAUGGUUUAAGGAUCUUCAGGAUUCAGCUGCUCAGUGCGCUCAGUCCUUCGAGCAGCUCAACUCCUCUAAAGACGUCCAGACAAAGAAGCUGAAGACGGAGCUCCAGAAAGCAGCCAACGUCCCCAUCAAUCAAAUUUCCAGCAACUCUGGUUCGCAGCUCAGAGAAAUCUUCGACAAGAUCGAUAAGCUUCUGUCGGGGCGGUCAGUGGUGUCGGGAGGGAAGUCUGUCUCCACCUCCCAGCAUCCACAGGGCCUGGACUUUGUCAGCUAUAAACUGGCCAAGAAGUUUGUGAAACAAGGAGAGGAGGAGGUGGCGUCUCACCACGAAGCAGCCUUCCCCAUCGCCGUGGUGGCCUCUGGCAUCUGGGAGCUGCACCCGCGGGUGGGCGACCUCAUCCUCGCUCACCUGCACAAGAAGUGUCCGUACGCAGUCCCACAUUACCCUCCAAUGAAGGACGGUACAUCUGUGGAGGAAUAUCAGAAGAUUCUUGGUUAUCGUGUGGACGACUCCGGGAUUGAAGGUCAGGACAGUUUCCUGAAGAGGAUGUCUGGGAUGAUCCGUCUGUACGCUGCCGUGAUUCAGCUGCGGUGGCCCUACGGCUCCAAGCAGGGGUCCGCUCCUCACAGUCUGAACCACGGCUGGCGUUGGUUGGCUCAGAUGCUCAACAUGGAACCUCUGGCCGACAUCACGGCAACGCUGCUGUUUGACUUUCUGGAGGUUUGUGGGAAUGCCUUAAUGAAGCAAUACCAGAGCCAGUUCUGGAAACUCAUCCUGCUGCUCAAGGAGGAAUACUUCCCCAGGGUCGAGGCAGUGACCAGCAGUGGACAGAUGGGCUCAGUCCUCAGACUCAAGCAGUUUCUGGAGACAUCGCUGCUGACAGGGGACAUCAAACCUCCCAAAGGUCAACUGAGCUCCACGUUCUGGAGCUCAUGA